Molecule: messenger RNA, 627 nt
Organism: Puccinia triticina
Lineage: Eukaryota; Fungi; Basidiomycota; Pucciniomycetes; Pucciniales; Pucciniaceae
Exons: 9
Coding region: 1-627 (208 amino acids)
Source: RefSeq, a predicted model, not a curated record
AUGAAAGCUACCGUCGUGGGCAUCCUGCUGGCCGCUUUUGCGCUUGCCUGCGUGAAGGCAGACAACGAGCACACCCAAUGCUACAAAUACUUCUUGAACAAAGACCAUUGUGUCCAGGCUACCGGCGUUGAGGCCGACAGAUGUACUAAGAAGGAGUCGCACGAACUGGAAUCAGUCCGACUGAUGACGAUACAGUCUGGAGGUAGCGGGCGCUUGCAGCGUCGUUACAACGGGCCGGCCACGGUUGCCGAGCACGCUACGCAGAUCUACUCAUGUCCCGGCCUGAAGCCCGACCCUAAUGGGUAUGAAGUGUGUGUCUGGGCUGGGGAUGGAAAUGGGUCCAAGAACACUGGUUGGCUCGACAAGGCCAACAAGGUCAACUGCGGGAAGCAAGUUUACAUCCAACGAAAAGAUGACAAAAAGAGUGUCCAAUAUGCCACGAUUACCGGUGGCUGUGAUUUCGGGAAUGUGAAGCCCGAGUCGGGAUGUUUCCAGAUCGGGAUCAACCAGCCGCUCUUCGAGUCAUUCAAGCCCUCGCAGGGCGAAAAGGACAAAAAACUAAUCGCUUCAAUGACCUGGGACUUCAACAACCUCAACUUCGACAACCCAAAGAACGCAGCCUACUGA